AUGACACCGGGGAACCACGUCAAGGGAAGGUGCUUCGAGACGCAAGGCCCUCAUAUUGCUGAGGACAACCUUGCGCCUCGUAGGACUUUGCUCAAAGUGGUGACGAGGCAGCCAGCAUCUGGCAAGGCAAGCGAAGUUGAAGAUCUUCUCGAGUUUGCUUCCUUUGGCCCGCAUAGCAGCGGAGUUUCGCCUUCUGGUAAUCGCUGCGACGGAUCCGAGCCAGAGGCCGGCUCAGCCUCAAAAGUCGACAAGCUGUGGCUCUUCCGCCAUUCAGAGUUGAUCCACGACGAUGAUCCUAACAUCAACCACUACUUUAACGUGCCCUUCGACGAGCAAGCAGUGUUCGAUGAUGAAGGCAUCCUUGUUUCUCCCCUCGACUUCAAGCGAGCUUUGCAGCAUCCGCGGCCCUACUUCAGGGUGUUCAACCUUUACCAGCUGCCGCGAUACCUCCAGGAGCAGACUGUCGAGAAGUUGGCGACGCUGGCUGGCGAGGUGUCGCGGCUGCAGCACGCAUUGGGUGACGUCGGCAGAGCAGGGCAGCUGUCGCAUGGACAGGGCCCAGGCUACCCUGCCCCAGAGCUGCCAUCGGUGCCCGGGGCACUAGCUCCAGCUUCGGCCCCGGCAGAGCCCAUCGUGCCGGAUGCAGGCAAAGCGCCGUCGCUGGCAUCCACAGGCCUUCCGGUGUCGCCAUGGCCAGUUAGAAGCCAGCCGCAAGCUCCCGUAGCAGAGCCGCCGCCGGCUGCCUCGCCUAAUUGUCCUUAUUGCGGUACCCCGUACGAGCCGGAGGGGGCCCUGUUCUGUGGAAGCUGCGGGAAGCUGCGCCCCACGACGCCCUCGGAGCUGCGCUCUUUGCCCGCAAAUCUCCCGGAAUGGCCAGGGGCAGCCGCACCGGUUUCCUCGUUGGCCGACCGCCUCACCGGCGUUUCCUCAUCUACUUUGCCAUGCUCCAGAGGAGCUUGCCAAGUCACCACUACGCCAGCAGCCCCCGCAAGCGCGACGCCCAUCACCAGUUUGUCCGGGCCCCGAUCCGGCCUUGCCAACGGCAAGGCGGCAGCUCCAGUGCCCAAAAGGCAGGUGGACGUGACCCUGGACAAGGAGUCGCUGAAGCCAGCGGACCAGUGCUGGAACUGUGGCAACAGGUUCAUGCCAGACUCAGAGUUUUGCCGGAGAUGCGGCACGAAGCGGGACAUGGUGCCAGUGGUGCAAGCGGACAGGUUUGGCUUCGCGAAUGUGCCAGGGGACGAUGGCAGGUCGCUGCAGAUCACUUGGAUUGAUCCUGAUGGGCUUCUUGCCAAGUGGAAUGCGGAGCAUCCAGACCUUCAGGUCAACGAGGGGGAUCAAGUUGUCGCCGUGAACAGCUUCACGGAGGAUGUGGAGGCCAUGCGAACCCAAUUGCAGCAGAGCCGCAUCAGAAUGGCCGUCAAGGUCUUCGAGGUGCCUGACGCACAGGGGGAGCCUGACAUGGGCCGCUUGGACAAUGCCACGCGACUCGUGCUGCCGAAGACAGCAACAGCUCCAGCAAGCGACUUGCUGGCACGCUGCCGAGACAGUGGCAGCAUGUACAUGGCCGAUUCACGCUUCCCUCAGCGAUGCCGAGGGCGGACAGAGACGGGUUGA
Molecule: messenger RNA, 1617 nt
Organism: Symbiodinium sp. CCMP2456
Lineage: Eukaryota; Dinophyceae; Suessiales; Symbiodiniaceae
Source: the annotation of a GenBank genome assembly